Molecule: messenger RNA, 1686 nt
Organism: Aureobasidium subglaciale EXF-2481
Lineage: Eukaryota; Fungi; Ascomycota; Dothideomycetes; Dothideales; Saccotheciaceae
Exons: 1
Source: RefSeq, a predicted model, not a curated record
GCCUCUGGUGGCUCAGCUUCAUACCGCUCCAUGCGCCGCUCAACCUCCAGUGCCUCUCGCCGCCGUGGCUCGUUGGCAUCCUCCUCUUUCCGUAACUCGUUGGCCAUUGAGAACAGUGGUCAGGCUGAGGGCAAGUUCUUUGCCUUCCUCGACAUGGUUGCCAACGCUUCCAAGGAGGCCAUUUCGUUGAAGGAGCUUUGGUCGCAGAUGGCCGCUGAACGUCGCAACUUCGCUGCCGAGCGUGAGGAGCUUCGUGAGCAGAUUGAAGAGGUCACCUAUGAGCUCGAGACCAAGCAGCAGGACAACAACAGAUACGAUGGCGAAGUUGCUGAGUCCAAGGAGAAGGCUCGUGCUAUCUCUAUCGAGCUUACCACCGCCAUCAACAGACUUGCUGCUGAGAAGAACAAGCUUACUGAGCGUGACUCGCACAUUGAGCGUCUGCGCAACGAGCUUAUCGGUCAGCAGGAGCUUCAGUCUACUUUCCGCUCCCAGAUCGACCGCCUGAAGGCCGAGUACCAGUCUCACGAGACUCUAUUCAAGUCCAUGCAGGAUGACCGUGACGGUGCAAGAGAAGAUGCCGACAGAUACCAGCGUGGUCUCCAGAGAGUCACCCAGGAGCGCACCGAGAUUACCUCCAGACUCGAGGAGGUCCAGACUGCUCUGGAGACUCUCCGCAAAGAAGCCGUCAUCUCCGCCGAGCGUCUGAGAAAAUACGAACUCGACCAAGACGAGAAGAUUCACGAGAUCAACCGUCUCAAGGAAGAGCUUCGCAAGUCUCGCAGCAGAGAAGAAGAGUCCGGCUCCGAGCUUCUGAUCAUCUCCGAGAAGUUCAGCCAGUCCAACCGCGACAUCAGCAAGCUCAAGGACACUCUCAGAACCGUUGAAGGCGAGCGCGAUGAACUCACCCACAUCGUCGACGUCAAGAACCGCGAGAUCAAAUCCACAAUCGCCAGACACGACGAGGUGCAAACUCUCCUUCUCGAGAAGACCACCCAACUCGACGCCCUCCGUCGCGAACUCUCUCUCUUCGAAGAUCGCCUCCGCAGCGCAGAGCUCGAAAGAGAUGAAAAGCACGAAGCCUUCGAGCACUCCCGCGAGCAACACAAACUCGUCAUCAUCACCCGCGACGAAUUGUCCAACGAACUCAUCACCGCUCAAGGCAAAGUCGACGCCGCAAAGCGCCAAAUCAACCUCCUCACCGAGACCGCCACAAAGACUGAACAAGUCAUCAUCGACACUCGCGCCGAAAUCACAAACCUAAACAGCACAGUCAAGGCUCUCGAACGCGAACGUCUGGACUGGCAAAAGAAAAACACCACCCUCACCGAUCAACUCGUAGAACUCAAAGGCCGCAUCGUAAUCCUCACCCAACAAAUCCACGAUACUUGUUCAGAGCGCGAAUCCCUCCGCGACGAACUCCGCCGCUCUCACCAAGAAUUGGAAGAAUUCACCGAAACUCUCACCACAGAUGAAAGCGCAGAAUACGAAUUCGAGCUCGAAAACAUGAGGACUAUGCUCCGUAGAGCACAAGAGCAAAAAGAACAAGCCAUUUCCGCUCGUGCAUCUGCUGAUAGAGAAAGAGAUGAAGUGUAUGCCAAAUACGAGGCUAAAUGUCGUGAAAUGGAGAGAUUUGAAGAAGAGGCUAGUGCGAGGAUGCGUGAGGUGUCUGCGGCUUCGGGGAGUGGG